Molecule: messenger RNA, 909 nt
Organism: Sitophilus oryzae (rice weevil)
Lineage: Eukaryota; Metazoa; Arthropoda; Insecta; Coleoptera; Curculionidae
Exons: 2
Coding region: 1-909 (302 amino acids)
Biological process (GO): regulation of transcription by RNA polymerase II
Cellular component (GO): nucleus; transcription regulator complex
Source: RefSeq, a predicted model, not a curated record
AUGAAUGAUGAAAAACUUAUUGAGUUGAUCCAUGGUUAUUCUGCAUUAUAUGACAUGUCCAACUCAAAAUAUAUGGACUCUGAUUUUAAGAAUAGUAUUUGGAGUAAAGUAGGAGCAGAAAUGAAAAUGGAUGGGUCUGUCUGUAAAACUCGGUGGGCCAAUAUUAGAGACAACUUCAGAAAAUCUUUGAAUAAACAAAAGACUAAGAGUGGACAACAAGCAACAAAAGUGAAGCCAUACAAAUAUUCAGAGCAAUUGAACUUUUUGAAGAAAUUCUUUGAGGAAAGGGAGACCAAAACAAACAUUGAGAUCAACGUAAAUAUCGACGAUUUCACAGGUGAUACAGAAAGUGAAGAGGUAUCCGAAAAUAGACCAAAUAGUCAAACACAAGACGUUACAAUAUCAGAAGUUAAUGAUGACGUGACUACACAAUCAGAAGGGCGAAGUUUAUUGAAAUCAACACCAAAAGAUGCCAUUCCACGAAAAAUUCGAAAGCUGUCAGUGUUAAACUCCACUGCUCCCUCUAAAACGGCCGCCGCUACAGCUAUGGAGUAUAUUAUUGAACGAAAUAAAAUUAUGAACUGUCCACCACCUACACAGCAUCCUGUUGAUGCUUUUUUAGCAGGAAUAGCUUCUUCUUUAAAAAAAUUAUCCCCACAAGAGUGGCAUUACGCAAAAGGUGAAUUAUUCGCUACUGUUCAAAGAUAUGAACUUAAUUUGCUAAACCGACAGCAACAGUAUACUGGCUCAGCAGGUUCUUCUGAAAUGUGUUCGAUUGGAGAACCUUCUCCUGCAGGAAGCUACCAGUCUCCAUGGAGUGGCCAAAAUUCAAUGACAUCUAGCGGUCACAUUGAGGAGAAUGCAGCACCCAACUUAACAUUGACGGAGUACUUCCAAUCCCUUCCUUAG